Austrofundulus limnaeus is the source of this 2212-nucleotide messenger RNA. RefSeq names its product endophilin-B2. NCBI's taxonomy places the organism in Eukaryota, Metazoa, Chordata, Actinopteri, Cyprinodontiformes, Rivulidae. Gene Ontology annotation, biological process: membrane organization. Gene Ontology annotation, cellular component: cytoplasm; membrane. Gene Ontology annotation, molecular function: protein binding. The record is from RefSeq and is a predicted model, not a curated record.
CCGGUACCGCUCUUGUCUCUUUAAACGCAGGGCGGGCAGCGGAGCUCCGAACCCGGAUCAGGCUCCAGUUCUGCGGCUCAGCUGAUCCGGAGGAGACAAAAACAAGUCCGAACCUGGUCCCGAAGCAAUAAAGAAGCAGCCCGAACCUGGUCGGAACCGUCAUGGAUUUCAACGUGAAGAAGCUGGCUUCAGAUGCGGGAGUGUUCUUCACCCGGGCCGUGCAGUUCACAGAGGAGAAACUGGGCCAGGCCGAGAAGACCGAGCUGGAUCCUCACCUGGACAACCUGAUCUCCAGAGGGGACAGCACCAAGAACUGGACRGAGAAGAUCCUGAGACAGACGGAGYUCCUGCUYCAGCCCAACCCGAUUGACCACACCGGUGCUCGGAUCGAGGAGUUCAUCUAUGACAAACUGGACAAGAAGCUUCCGUCCAGAACCACCAACUCUGAGCUGCUGGGUCAGCACAUGCUGGACGCUGCCAAGGAGUUUGGACCAGAUUCACCGUACGGUAAGACCCUGAUCAUCGUUGGAGAGCAUGAGAAGAAACUGGGCGGAGCUGAGAGAGACUUCCUGCAGACCGCCAACGCCACCUUCCUGUCUCCUCUCAGGAACUUCCUGGAGGGAGACUGGAGGACCAUCUCUAAAGAGAGGCGUCUGUUGGAGAACCGACGUUUGGACCUGGACAUCUGCAAGGCCCGGCUGAAGAAAGCCAAGCAGGCCGAGGCUAAAGCUGCGACGAGGCCUCGGAACUACGUCCUGUCUGCCAGCGCCUCAGCGCUGCUGACUGAGGAAGUGGACAAAGCGGAACACGAGCUGCGAGUGGCUCAGACGGAGUUCGACCGGCAGGCGGAGGUGACCCGGCUGCUGCUGGAGGGGAUCAGCAGCACUCAUCUCAACCACCUCAGAUGUUUGCAGGACUUCGCUGAAGCUCAGGCCACCUUCUACGCCCAGGGUCACCAGUACCUGCAGGACCUGCAGAGAGAACUGCACAGAUGUUGUAACUCUGCUGGAGCCCCCCACCCUUCUGCUGCUGGUGGUCCUGACCCGGUCUCCUCUGCCUUCCCAUCUGGACCGGCUUCUGGACCCUCUGGUUCUGCUCAGCUGCUGGUGACUGGAUCCAGGAAGGCCAAGGUCCUGUAUGACUACGACGCUCACGACACCAGCGAGCUGUCCCUGCUGGCUGAUGAGGUAAUCUGUGUCUACACGGUCCCAGGCAUGGAUCCAGACUGGUUGAUUGGAGAACGGGGGAACGAGAGGGGCAAGGUUCCCGUCACCUACCUGGAGCUGCUGAGCUAAAGGUCCGACCGGACCGACACACGCUAACACAACCCUGUCUGUUCUGUUAGCCUCAGCUUAAGCCUGUUAGCUGUUAGCAUGUUAUAGCAUAUGCUAACACACUUCAGGCUAAAGCUGAGGCUCAUUUCAGUUCUUUUAUCUMUAACUUCCUGAAACAGUUAGAGAUCAGCAGAACGGAGGACUGAAACUGCUAAAAGGUCAGCUACAUGCUACUGUUGUUAGCAUUUACCACCGCGUCCAGGUUCCAUUUAGUCUGAGUUUGAUCCAGGAUUAAACUUAACUUGUUGCUCAGGGAUCAGGCUAACCUUUAUUAGCAACAGGAAGACAAGCCAACAGAGUAGAUUCAGGCAGCUAUUACCGUGUUAUAAUCUGACGGCUGUUACGUGUUGUGAGCUAGUUAUAACCUAGUUAUAAACUGGUACCUGCUACGUGUUUUAAGCUGGCAGCUGUUACUUGUUAUAAGAUGGUUAUAAACAUGUUAUAAGAUGUUAUAAACAUGUUAUAAGAUGGUAAUAAAAAGGUUAGAAGCUGUUUGUAAUCUGGCAGCUGUUACGUGUUAAUUUGUUAUAAGCAUGUUAUAAGCAUGUUAUAAGCUGUUAUAAGCUUGUUAUAAACUSYAUAUAAGCUGGCAGCUGUUACAUGUUAUAAGAUGGUUAUAAGCUUGUUAUAACUGGUUAUAAGCUGUUUAUAAGAUGGCCAGCUUAUAYCACAUUUWUAACACACUCAUAACACAUUAUAACAAUUUACAACCGGAUUAAAACCAGUUUGUAACAUGUGACAGCUGUCAGCUUAUAACCCUGACCAGUUUGUAACUAGUUUAUAACAACUUAACACGUAACAGCUGCCAGCUUAUAACUAGUUUAUAACAAGCUUAUAACACACUUAUAAUGACUUAACACAUAACUGCUAUAAURGUG